GUGAUCCGACAGGAAUCCGCCUGUAACCUCCGAUCCCGGCCAGCAAAGCCCUCCGAUCCACGGAAAGCAUGUCGGAUCCAGCUAACGCCGCUGCAACGUCCUACCCGGCCCCGAUUGUUUCUUUACCUAUCGGGCUAGACAUAUUGAGGACAUACUCCGGGGCGCUGAUCUGCCUGGAAAUUAUAUUCGGAGGACUAGUAUGGAUCCUGGUGGCCUCAUCCAACUUACCGGUGCCCUUGCUGCAAGGCUGGGUGCUGUUUGUCUCAGUGAUCCUGUUUUUCUUCUCGACUGCCUUCCUCCUGCUGUUUCUCCUGGGCUAUGUGGACAAAAUCAAUACGGACUGGAAUUUCCUGGACAUGGCGUACCACUUUGGCGCCCUGCUGCUCUACUUCAGCGCCUUCGUGCUUGAAGCGGCAACCACGGCCGCCGGAAGCAUCAGCGGCAAUGACACGGCCUGCGUGUCCAAACCGGAACAGAACAUCAUCGCCUAUUUGGACAGUCGCCAGUACAGCAUCAACGUGGCAGCCACAAUAUUUGCGUUUGUGGUGUCCAUCCUCUACGGCUGCAGCAUGUUCAUGGGCUUCAAAAGAUGGAGGAAGUAACCGUUCAUCAACCCCCCCCCCCCCCCGCCGAGGGUUUGCACGAUGCCUACCCCACCCCUUCUCACACAAACAGGACUGUCGAUUUUCGCUACCGAGGAUUGCAAAGCUGAUGUCGGUAUUAUCUAUGAAGCAUGUUCCAAAAAAAGAGGUGUUUCUGUGCACUUGAACAUAGCGGUUUAAUGUACAGAAUGGAUCCCUCCAUUGUUUUACUCCGAUUGCCAUCGUUUUUACAGUGCUCUGACAAGUCGUAGGGUAUUUAUUUGGCUUUUUAUGCUAUAGUGAGCCCACGUUAGGAACUUUCUGCCUUGUGCUGCAUGGUUCUUAUGUGGCAAAUCACAAACAAUGUAGUCGGUGCCCAUGUGGCCCUUGUGUGCUCUUAUUGCUUUGUUGUUUUUUUUGCUAACACUUUACUGAGAGGGCACAAGUAACUUAGGAACUCAGUUACUACUCAAGUACAAACCAUGAACAAAUAUAGUAACGUCUAAAUAUAGUAACUAUAUAGUAUUUUUUGUGCCCCCUACAGUAAUGUGUUGCAUUUUUUUUUUAUAAACUUUUGAAAUGUACCUGCAGGUAGCUGUACCCGCAUUCUCCCGAUCCUGCACCUGUAGGUGCUGUGGUCUAACCUCCCCGNAUUCUCCCGAUCCUGCACCUGUAGGUGCUGUGGUCUAACCUCCCCGGAUUCUCCCGAUCCUGCACCUGUAUAUUCAGCUGAGGUGGUGCUGUGGUCUAACCUCUCGGUUACUAAGCAAUAGAUAGCCGUGCAUUUAAUCACAUGCAUAAAACUGAACAUUUUUGCAUAAAUGUUCUAUUUCAAGGCCCUCCGUGUUUUAUUUCAGGUGUUUUUAAAAUACUAAAUAAGCAAAGCUGGAGAAUAUGUUAAGUAAUUUUGACCUUGAUUACCAUGUGCAUUUAAAGCGAGAAAAUAAAAAGUUGGCAUGAGUCAUGCCAGCAGAAAACA
Messenger RNA from Paramormyrops kingsleyae, 1560 nucleotides. RefSeq names its product mal, T cell differentiation protein 2 (gene mal2). Gene Ontology annotation, biological process: myelination. Gene Ontology annotation, molecular function: structural constituent of myelin sheath. Gene Ontology annotation, cellular component: membrane. NCBI's taxonomy places the organism in Eukaryota, Metazoa, Chordata, Actinopteri, Osteoglossiformes, Mormyridae. The record is from RefSeq and is a predicted model, not a curated record.